UCGCAGUCAUGGUGAAAUUUUGGUGAUAGUCAACACCGAUUGGAAACCAGGUGGAGUUGUUUUGUUUAGAUUUUAAAGGAACCUGCCACAGAUGUCAUCCUCAAACAAAGAAGCCUCAUCCGCUACCGAGCCGGAGGACAGUGGCGAUGACGAGACCCAGAACGCCAUUCGGGAUGACCUGAAGGGUAUGUCGUUCGAGGAGAUCAUGAAGCUGAAGGAGGAACUAGGUGCCAAGGUGUACAAGGAGGCAGUGCUGGGCGGCCAGAGCUCCAAGGAGACUGCUCGAAAACCAAAACCCAGAACGGAGCUUAAGCGCCUCAACAAGAACCGACCCCGCGAAAUGAGCUCCAGGCGCCAGGUGCCCUUUCUGGGCGCCGACCAGCGGGCGGAGCGCAAGAAAGGCGCCACCGAGGUCCGAGAUCCCCGCUUUGACGAGAAGUCAGGUACCUACAACGCCGACACCUUCAAGAAGAACUACCAGUUUGUGUCGCAAAUCCGCCAAAAGGAGGUGGGCAAACUCAAGAAGCAGCUGGACGAGGUGGAGGAUCCCCAGGAGAAGCACCAAAUCAAGCACACCAUGCAGAGGCUAAUCAAUAAAAAUGUGGAGGACAAGCGGUGGCACACAAAGCAGAAGAAGCUGAAGAAGGAGCUCGCCGGCAUCCAAAAGAAGCAUGACCAAGGACAGCAGCCGCACUACCUCACAAAGAAGGAACGCCGCGCCAAGGAGUUGGUGGCCCAGUUCGAGCAGCUGAAGAGCGCAGGAAAACUGAACAAGCACCUGGAGAAGAGGCGGAAGAAGAACGCCGCCAAGGAUCGCAAACGCAUAGGCGUUCUAGACUAAGUUCAUCCUUUAAGAAUAAAUUUAUUUCUGAAAAACACA
Messenger RNA from Drosophila ananassae, 880 nucleotides. Its product is annotated as ribosomal RNA processing protein 36 homolog. The transcript has 2 exons. Gene Ontology annotation, biological process: maturation of SSU-rRNA from tricistronic rRNA transcript (SSU-rRNA, 5.8S rRNA, LSU-rRNA). NCBI's taxonomy places the organism in Eukaryota, Metazoa, Arthropoda, Insecta, Diptera, Drosophilidae. Gene Ontology annotation, cellular component: nucleolus; 90S preribosome. The record is from RefSeq and is a predicted model, not a curated record. The coding region runs from base 92 to 841 and encodes 249 amino acids.